Panicum hallii is the source of this 2002-nucleotide messenger RNA. Its product is annotated as probable receptor-like protein kinase At5g20050. Gene Ontology annotation, molecular function: ATP binding; protein kinase activity. Lineage: Eukaryota; Viridiplantae; Streptophyta; Magnoliopsida; Poales; Poaceae. Gene Ontology annotation, biological process: protein phosphorylation. The record is from RefSeq and is a predicted model, not a curated record. The transcript has a single exon. Bases 422 to 1858 code for a protein of 478 amino acids.
GAUAUUUACGUAUUAUCUUGCGCGCUACUAAACAUUAGAGAUCGCUCUCUUGGGCGUGUUUUCUUUCUUUCUUUCUUUUUUUGAACGAAGGGUGCUUUCUUUUGACCUCAGCUUGAGCUAAAGCAGAUUGCUCCUUUGACCCCUUCAGCUCACACGGUGGGAAAUGAAGCUCCAUUCGUCUUUCCAGCCAAUCGUUUGCAACAUGUGUCGACUAGUUGAGGCUACCUGGUCAGAUUGAAGCCUAAUAAAAGCAGAAGCAGCAGUAGACAUCUAGUUUAAAGAUGAGAACCACUGCUCUCCCGUCUAUGUCAGCACAGUUGACGUUCUUCUCAAACCAGAGGCCAGCAGCUUAAGAGCUCUGCCAUUCCCGUCGUUGCAGCGCCCAAUCUUUCUUCCAUUUUCCUUUUGCGAAUGUCCAGCCAUGUCAGGUCCGGAUGACUCUGCCUCAGCUCCUCCUCAAGGAUGCUGCUGCGCCUGUGCCUCUGUGCUGUGGAAGAUAGUGAAGGUCAUUUUACAUGUAGUGACUCUGCUCACCGUAUUCGUUCUGAUCUUUCCUGGUAUUGUUAGUGGCUUCGGUGCACAGAUCGCUGUGCAGUCAGUGUCCUACGCUGUCCUUGCUUGCUUAUACAUUGGCACCUCGUCCGAUCAGGCGGAGAGGAUCAUUUGCGGUGUGUUUCUUGGCGUCCUUGCUGUAGUGAUCGUCGCGGCAGCUCCCAGUGUGAAGGGCAAGAGAGGAGCUCCCGUAACUGUCAUGCGCGCCUGCAACCUCGUGGCGCUCUUCGUGUACUGCAUCUGGAAGAUUUGUAAACUGGUGCAGGCUUGUCUCCGGCGCCUCCGUGUUCAUGGCAAAGUUCCGGCUGCUGAUCCGGAGGCGCCACUUGCGAAGGUGAAGAAACCGGAAGCAGCCUGUACUGCUCCCGUGCGGCAGACCACGUUCCACAUCGACGACCUGCCGCGAAAGUUCUCGUACGACGAGAUCCGGGCCGUGACCGGGGACUUCGGGACCAUGGUGGGGCGCGGCGGCUCCGCCGAAGUCUUCCGGGGCCUCCUCGACGACGGCACGGCGGUCGCCGUCAAGCGGAUCACCAGCUACAAGCCCGUCGGCGAGGAAGACUUCCUGAGGGAGAUCUCCAUCGUGGCGAACGUGCACCAGCGCAGCCUGGUGCGCCUCCUGGGGUACUGCCUGCUGCAAGGGAGGCCGGGCGACACCCACGGCCAGUACCUGGUCUACCCGUUCUUCGAGAACGGGUCGCUGGACUGGUGGCUGUUCAACGGCGAGGAGCGGCGGCGCCUCCUGCCGUGGCCGACGCGGCGCCGCAUCGCCGUCGACGUCGCCAGGGCGCUCGCGUACCUCCACCACGAGUGCCGCCGGCAGAUCCUGCACCUCGACAUCAAGCCGGCCAACAUCCUCCUCGACGGCAGCUUCCUGGCGCACGUGUCGGACUUCGGCAUCUCCAUGUCCAUCGCCCAGGACCUGACCAGCGUCGACACCUGCGGGAGGGGAACGCCCGGGUACAUGGCGCCGGAGAUAUGGUUCAGCUCGCUGUCCACCAAGUCCGACGUGUACAGCUACGGCAUGACGGUCCUCGAGCUCGUCGGCGGGCGCAGGGGCUACCAGGCCAGCAGGGACUCGUCCGAGACGCCGGACUUCUUGGCGCGCGUCGUACGGGAGAAGAUGGCGCGAGGCGAGCUCAAGGACGUGGUGGACGCGGCCAUGGCGCCCGUGGACGAGCGGGAGGUGGAGGCGGUGCUGAAGGUGGCGCUCUGCUGCGUCCAGCACCAGCGGGAGCUGAGGCCCAGCAUGGUAACGGUUGUGGACAUGCUCGAAGGGCGUGUCACCGCCGAUCUGCCGCCGUAGAGCCGUCCGUCGCCCAUCGUGAAUUUUACGUAGCCUCUUUCCGCGCCAGCCACGCAAAACGGCGGCAGUGAUGAUAAUGCCUCUUCAUUUCAAUAGUUUGUAUUUCAAAGUUUCACUUCAAAUGGAGUUCUUUUAACACAAAAA